AUGUACUUUGUAGCUUAUGCGUUGGCUGAUGCUUACCAACCACUCUGGGACGGUCCGUGUGAGCUGCAACAUAUUUUCACUGGUGAGAUGUGUGAGAACGAUGACUCGCCUUUUUGCUUCUUGAAUUGCUGCGUUUUUGCUGUCCCAUGGCUGGAGUUCUUCGGCUAUGGGGCCUAUCUUUGGAACGUGUUUUGGAUAUUGGACCUGGGCCGCUUCACUUUGCUGCCAUUGGCCCCCGAACUAGUGGCAGCAUUCAGCACACUCCAUGUGGUUCCUUUUUGA
This is a messenger RNA of Durusdinium trenchii, 282 nucleotides long. The record is from the annotation of a GenBank genome assembly. Lineage: Eukaryota; Dinophyceae; Suessiales; Symbiodiniaceae.